UCGCGGGUUGCAUUGCAUCGGUCGGUCUCGGUCGCUGCCGUCCCUGUGCUUGGAGUAGACACGAGCCGGUGACGCGCAUAUCGUCUUCUGCUCGAGAUCGAUCGAUCGAUCGCUUGGUUGGUUGCUGCGACUGCGAGGGAGGCCGCGGGUGGUGAGGAGGAUUGUGCAAAAAAAAUGGGGCGCGCGCCGUGCUGCGACAAGGCGAGCGUGAAGCGGGGGCCGUGGUCGCCGGAGGAGGACGAGCAGCUGCGGAGCUACGUCCAGAGCCACGGCAUCGGCGGCAACUGGAUCGCGCUCCCGCAGAAAGCAGGGCUCAACCGCUGCGGCAAGAGCUGCAGGCUCCGGUGGCUCAACUACCUGAGGCCGGACAUCAAGCACGGCGGCUACACCGAGCAGGAGGACCACAUCAUCUGCUCGCUCUACAACUCGAUUGGAAGCAGGUGGUCCAUCAUCGCGUCGAAGCUCCCCGGCCGGACUGACAACGACGUCAAGAACUACUGGAACACCAAGCUCAAGAAGAAAGCCAUGGGCGCCGUGCAGCCGCGCGCCGCCGCCUCGGCGCCGAGCCAAUGCACGUCGUCAGCGAUGGCGCCGGCGCUCUCGCCGGCCUCCUCGUCCGUCACCAGCUCGAGCGGCGACGCCUGCUUCGCCGCCGCCGCCACCACCACCACCACCAUGUACCCGCCACCGACGACGCCGCCGCAGCAGCAGUUCAUCCGCUUCGACGCACCACCCGCGGCGGCGGCGGCGGCAUCCCCGACCGACCUCGCGCCCGUGCCACCACCGGCCACCGUCACGGCGGACGGCGACGGCGGCUGGGCGUCCGACGCCUUGUCCCUCGACGACGUGUUCCUCGGCGAGCUCACGGCCGGCGAGCCGCUGUUCCCUUACGCCGAGCUGUUCAGCGGCUUCGCCGGCGCGGCGCCGGACAGCAAGGCCACCUUGGAGCUCUCGGCGUGCUACUUCCCGAACAUGGCGGAGAUGUGGGCGGCCUCCGACCACGCCUACGCCAAGCCACAGGGUCUCUGCAACACCCUGACAUAGGAGGACACGCUAAAACCUCCAUUGAAUUCUUGCGUAGCUGCGAACGCAACGGCGAUCGAUCGAUGCGUCGCCACUUGCUACUAGCAUAAUUCUUGCUCUCUUUUUUUUUUCAAUUUUUUUCUCUUCUUCGAGUGGCCCAUUCUCUAGCUGGCGUUUUCUCGUGUAUUAUGAGUGAUCGAUUAUUACAUGUAAAUUAAUCCAUAGAUGUAUCUGCACUGAUCCAAAUUCUCCAGCGAUUACGCUUGUCA
This is a messenger RNA of Oryza sativa Japonica Group (Japanese rice), 1292 nucleotides long. Its product is annotated as transcription factor MYB8. Lineage: Eukaryota; Viridiplantae; Streptophyta; Magnoliopsida; Poales; Poaceae. The record is from RefSeq and is a predicted model, not a curated record.